AUGAGUCAAAGAGGUGAAAGCCAAUCCUGGUUCGAUGCCCUCGGAGGGCUCGAAGACUAUCGCAGCAACGCUAGCAGCACCCGAUCAAGCUCUGUUGGCGAUAGUCACCGCAAUAAGAGCGGUAAGUCGAACUGCAACCGCCCUAGAACAGCUGUUUCUACUAACCCAUCACGGCAAAAGAGUGAUACUAGGUCAGCUUCUAGUGACAGGGCCAAUUCUCAUUCUACUGGCACGAAAGCCCCUACAAUCUCGAACUCUACACGCAAGCGUAUUGAGUCUGAGAACGAGGCACGAGAUCGUAUCAUCAAUCGUGCUCGUGCAUACGAAGCUCUAUGCAAAGCGGAGAAUGUCUCGGAGGAGCCGCCAACACCACCCAGUAAAGAUGAGGAUUCCAACUCGCCACGAUUGCACCCGGCCUCUAUGUAUCCAGGAUGGACCGCACAGGGUUCUACUUCAUCGGGAGCGGCGCACGAGGAUAACGAAACGGUGGCUCCUAGUGCGACGGCGAACGGUACCUCCUGGGUACCUCGAAAGCCAGUUUAUACGCAGGUCAUUCCUGGAAAGGAGGCGGAAAAGGUUGAUAACGAGAAGUCGACAAUACGGCAUUCGAAAUAUACGCCAUAUAGACCCGCGCCGCCGGUACCACCAAAGGACAAACCGCUACAACUUAAGCCUAAGCCCAGCGGUAUAAAUGGCGUAAAGCGUCGACCUCUACCGUUAAAUCUCCAAGAAGCUGCAACACAGAGUGGCAAUAGCGGAGAGGCUAGUCACAAUAGUACGUCCUCGGCUCAACCUAAAACCCCGAAUCCAAGCCCACGAAGCGAUGUCAUGCCUUGGGAUAAGAUCAAGCCAUACGAAGUGAACCACCCUCGUAACAGCCAGACUACAAUCCCCACAAGCGUCAGAAAGUCCAUCUACAAGGCUUACACGCCUACGCCAUCCCCAUCAACCACCACAUUCCCCUCCCAAGUCCGCCGCAUGGUCACUCCACCGCGCUCACCCUCCUCCCGUACCCCCGUCUCCCCGUCCUACUCCACAACCCCCCUUCUCACCCGCUCGCAGUCCCCAUCCCCUCUCCCCUCCCCUCGUCCCUCAACCCCGAUCCCCCGCUCACCAAGCCCAGCCCGCGGCUCCUGGACCUGCGACCGUCCACGGCAAAAGCGGUCUUCGUUCGUAGACCGCGCUCGGGAUCGGAUGAAAGCUAGCUGGCAUCUGAAUAUGCAGAAGGCGGGGGUACGACCGCUGAGUACGUUUGAGGUGGGGUUGGUGAGGAAGGGGGUUGUGAAGGAUGUGGCGAGUGAGUGGAUGGGGGGAUUGGAAAGUCCGGGUUUGGAGGGGGGGAGGGUGGAGUUAGAUUUGGAGGUGGGGGUGGAUGUGAAUGUGGAUGUGGGUUUUGGGGUGGAAAGGAGAAGAGGGAGGAGUGAGGAUGGGAGAGGUAGGAGAGGUGAGUUUGAGGGGUUGGAGGGAAGGGUUCGGAGAUUUCAGUUGAGGGAGAGUCAGCGCGAAGAAGGGGAGGAGGAGGUGCGGAGAGGUAAGUCGGGUAAGCAGAGGGCUCGAGGGCUUUCGUUUGAUGCCCAUGCUACGGGUCCCACGCGCGCUGAUUCUUUGUUUCUUGGGGCUGCGGCGAGACCAGACUCAGAGACUUUCUUUGCGUCGGAGUGGUCGCAGCAGAGGGUUAUUGAUCAGGCGAGGGAGAUGGUGGCUCAGUUGCCUGCUUCGUCGUCUUUUCAUAAAGGCCCGUUUGGGGAGAGGAUUGGUGAUGUUGCGUGGAGAUAUCGGAAGGUUGGUGUUGAUUCUAGGCGGGCUAGAUCGUUAGGUCGAGGGUUAGGGACCUCGGCGGAUGAUCGUGGACGGUUGCCGAGUCAAGAUCAUAGAGAUUCGAGGAUUCCUAGACUUGUUAGACCGACGAUAUCGAGGCGUCACGCGUUGUCGUGAUUGUAGGAGUAGAGGGGUUCGAUGAUGCCGAUGGUCUAUUGAUUAGGCUGUAUCAUUGGAUGUGACCAUCGUUAAUGGCAACUAGGUUAUUGCCAUACCUACAUAAAUUUCCAUCAAAUAGUAAUUUCAAAAUUGUUUAAUACCU
Annulohypoxylon maeteangense is the source of this 2080-nucleotide messenger RNA. RefSeq lists its product as uncharacterized. The record is from RefSeq and is a predicted model, not a curated record. NCBI's taxonomy places the organism in Eukaryota, Fungi, Ascomycota, Sordariomycetes, Xylariales, Hypoxylaceae. The transcript has a single exon. Bases 1 to 1935 code for a protein of 644 amino acids.